Molecule: messenger RNA, 957 nt
Organism: Ostreococcus tauri
Lineage: Eukaryota; Viridiplantae; Chlorophyta; Mamiellophyceae; Mamiellales; Bathycoccaceae
Product: Acyl-CoA N-acyltransferase
Exons: 1
Coding region: 1-957 (318 amino acids)
Molecular function (GO): acyltransferase activity, transferring groups other than amino-acyl groups
Source: RefSeq, a predicted model, not a curated record
AUGGCGCCACCGACGCGGGCGACGCGCGAGGCCACGGCGCGGCGCGAACGCGCGGGCGUUCGAGCGAGAGAACCCGCAUCGCGCGCGUUGCAGAGGCCACGGCGGCCGACGACGACGACGACGCGAUCGAUGGGCGCUGGAGACGACGCCGGGGAGACGAUGGUGGGAUCGGCGCGCGCGGACGGGCGCGCGCGACGGGUGUUGGAUGGUCCGAAACCGACGCUCAUCGUGGACCUGGGCGCGGGGACGGUGAAGGUGGCGCCGACGCGGAGACAAAAGUCCGCGGCGACGACGGUGCGGGAGCAGGCGGUGAAGCGGGUAUCGGUGGAGAUGAAGAAUAAGGGUAACGUGAACAUAGGGAUGCUGGAGGCGGAGGAUGUGGACGACGCGACGAAUUUGGUCAUGGAUUUGUUCUUCAAGGUUCGUCCGCAGGAUAUCUUGGCGAAGAAUCGAUUGCGGUUUGAACAGUCCCAGCGCGUCCGCGGGGGUCUGCUGGACGGGGUGCAAAAGGCGGAAGAUCGCAUCCUGAUCGGGGCCAAGGUUGGGAGCGUGUUGGUCGGCAUCGCGGAGGUUUCGUUGCCGAACGGGAACAGGUUCGGGGCGGACCGUCUGCAACCUCGCGCGCCGAAAGAUAAGGCGUAUUUAUCGGACGUGUGCGUGAGCCCAACGCAGCGUGGACGCGGUAUCGGGAAACAGCUCGUCCUGGCGGCCGAGCGCGCGAUGGUGAACAUGGGUGAGAAUAUUCUCUACACGCACACAAAGGUGGAUAACGAAGCCGCUCAGAUUCUCUUCGAGAAGUGCGGUUACGAGGAACCACCGGAGAUCAAGGCGACGCUCACUUCGGCGCAGAUCGCGCAACGUUCGAGCAAGAAUAACCCCUUUGCGAAGCUCGGUCUCGUCGAUGUUGGACACAUUUUGCUCGCAAAGCCGCUCACGAACACUCAACUUCCUCCAUGA